CAGGGCAGGAGUUGCGUGCUCCUUCGGCUCUGGAUGAGGGGGAGAAGGAAGACAGCAGGAGCAGGGGAGAAGGGGGUGCUGAGGAGUGGCUAAGCUUUCCCUGGUGGAAUUCGACCUGCAAUCAGCUAUGUGGAGGAUCAUUUUCCUGUGGGGCUGCAUCCUUCUCCUGCCUAGCACAGCUGGAAUGCCUGCAAUGCUAAACUAUGCUGUGGCAAUACCAUCUCAGCUCUACUACCCCUUCUCAGAGACAGUGUGUCUCCAGCUCAGCAGAGAGCAAGCAGUCCCAAUCCAUGUGUCGGUCACCUUGCAAAGCAGAGCUGGGAAUGAGACUCUGAUCACUCAGUCCAUCUCUCAGUUCCCUUUCUUUCAUUGCACAAGCUUCCAGGUCCCUCCUCCUGUUGGAAACCUUGAGGAAGUGGCUUUUGUUGUUAUCACAGUCAUGGAAGCCAACUCAGAGUUCCAGAAGAAACAGAAAGUCCUAAUCAAGCAUGCAGACAAGAAGACUUUUAUCCAGACAGACAGACCUGUGUACAAACCUGGACAGAUUGUCAAGUUGCGGAUUGUGACCUUGGAUCAGAACUUUAUUGCCAGCAGUGAAACACAGCGCCUGGUGGAACUGAAGGACCCCAAAGGGAACCGAAUUGCACAGUGGCUGGAUGUUACACCCGUGGGAGGCAUUGUGGAUCUGUCCUUCCCGCUGGCUGCAGAAGCACCGCUUGGAGAGUACACCAUCAGAAUGCCUGGCCUCACACGCACCUUCAGGGUAGAGGAGUAUGUGCUGCCCAAGUUCAGUGUCUCCAUCCAGAUGCCUCAGGUGGUCACCAUCCUAGAGGAAAACUUCCCUCUCCACGUCUGUGGCAUGUACACCUAUGGGAAAGCAGUCCAGGGCAGCGUGAGGGCUGUGGUGUGCCGUAAACACAUCCGCUAUAACCGGAAGUCUUCCAAAGCCAAGCGCAGCAUCUGUAAGGAUUACACCGGCGAGACAAAUGAGGACGGCUGCUUUUCCACUGAAGUGAAUACUAAGAUUUUCCACCGGAAGCAUGGUGAUAAUUAUGAUUUCAAUCUGGAGGCUGAGGCUUUUCUGAAAGAAAGUGGAACAGGAGUGGAGUUCAACACCACUGAAAACUGCAAGGUCACUUUUGAUAUCACAACUCUCCAGUUCUGGGGGACGAGCUACUACUACCAGCAAGGAGCUCCCUACUAUGGAAAUCUGGAACUCAGAAGUGCCAGUGGGACACCCCUGAAGAACAAGAAGGUGAUUCUUACCGUGUCCUAUGGGAGCAGGAAGCAGACCAAGACCUACCUCACAGAUGACACUGGGAUGGCCUCCUUCGUCUUAGAGACAUCAGCAUGGGACAACAGCAGUAAAGUUAUAUUACAGGCAAAGUCCCAGCCGGAGGACGUGAACAGUCGAACCGUGAAGGUUUCUUACGGCACGGCAUCGCUCCCCAUGAGGGCCUUCUACUCCUCCAGCCGCAGCUCCGUGAGGAUCCAGCCCGUGCAGGCAGUGCCAGCCUGUGGGGAUGUGCAGCAGGUCACUGUGCACUACCACAUACUCAGCACAGAGCUGGGACUCCGGGCUGCCAGGGCACGCUUCUACCACCUGGUUAUGGCCAGAGGGUCCCUUGUGCAUCAUGGCCAAACAACAGUGCUUCUUGAUCCACCAUCAGGUCAGUACAGUGGGGCUUUCAACAUCUCUCUGCCCAUUGACCUCAUUUCAUCCAUGGCUACCCUCUUUGUUUACAUUGCCUUCCCUGAGGGACAAGUGGCAGCUGACACCUUCCGUCUGAAAGUCUCCAGCUGCUUCAGGAACCACGUGGAGCUUGGCUUCUCAGAGGCAGUGGCUCUCCCAGGAUCGACUGUCCAUCUCCAUUUGCAGGCUGCACCAGGCUCCCUGUGCAGCAUCCGUGCAGUAGACAAAAGUGUCCUUCUCCUGAGGCCAGAGGCUGAGCUAUCCAGGGAUAGUGUGUAUAAUAUGUUCAGCUAUGCUCAGGAGCAGCUCAGCACCCUCACAGAUAUCUACAGUGACUACUGCACCAUCCAUAAGAGCCCAGGAAUCACUGAUGCCUCUCAGACAACCCCUUCACCAGGAAUGAUGUCACCGUUCAUGUACAACAGAUACUCUUAUGCAGUGUCCCAACCAGAUGUUUAUGAACUUCUGAAGAAUGCAGGUCUAACAUUUUUAACCAGCCUUAAAAUCAAGUCUCCAAUUGAGUGCCGCACCCAGACCACUUUUGACUACGACUACAUGUCUUUUGAUGAGCUGGCAGACUUGGAGAGCUUGUACCCAGAAGCAGAUGUUGCUGUUGAAGCUGCUGAGGCAGAGCACACCGAGCUGGGCAGCGAGUCAGCGCCAGCACGUACCUGGUUCCCAGAGACAUUCAUCUGGACUCUGGUUCCCAUCAAUGGUUCAGGAGCUGCUGAGCUAGCUGUCACAGUACCUGACAGUAUCACAGACUGGAGAGCCAUGACCUUCUGCACCUCGGAGAGCCAUGGCUUGGGAAUCUCAGAGACCACCAGCCUGCGGAGCUUCAAGCCCUUCUUCGUGGAACCCACUUUGCCCUAUUCUGUUUUCCGGGGAGAGUCGUUUCCCCUGAAAGUCAAAGUCUUCAGCUACCUGAAGCAGUGCAUGGCACUCCACCUUAGCCUAAUGGACUCCAAGGAUUUUGAGUUUCUUCAUGAAAAUGUCAAGUUCACUCUUUGCCUGUGCCCUGAUUCAGCAAAAACAUUUUCCUGGGAUGUGAAGGCUACAAAAUUAGGGAAGGUGAAUUUCACUGUCACUGCUGAGGUGGUGGAGCAGGAAAAUGUUUGCACGGAGCGUACAGCUGUUGUGCCGGAGUCCGGAGGGAAGGACACAGUGGUUAAACACCUGCUGGUGAAGGCAGAGGGGCAGCUGGAGGAAAAGACCCACACCUCACUCCUGUGCCCUGAAGGAACUUCAGCUUCAGAGACAAUCUCUUUCACUAUGCCAGAGAACACUGUCCUCGGGUCAGAGAGAGCCCACAUCUCUUUCUUAGGUGACAUUAUGGGAACAGCACUGGACAACAUAGACGAGCUUCUCCAGAUGUCCAGUGGCUGUGGUGAGCAGAACAUGGUUCAUUUUGCCCCAAACGUCUUUAUCACACGAUACCUUGAAGAAACAGGACAGCUGACUCCAGAAAUCAAACAGAAGGCAAUUGGCUACCUGGAAAGCGGAUAUCAGCAGCAGCUCCUGUACAAGCACACAGACGGCUCAUACAGUGCCUUUGGGGAAGGAAGUGAGCCAGGAAACACUUGGCUUACUGCUCUUGUCCUGAAGACCUUCAGCCAAGCCCGGGACUUCAUCCACAUAGAUGAACAAAACAUAAAGGACGCUGCCAGUGCCCUGAUUAAAAGUCAGACUCCAUCUGGCUGCUUCAAGAGCGUGGGGAAGCUAUUCAACAAUGGUCUGAUGGGUGCAGUGGAGGAAGGCCUGGGGCUGAGCUCUGUGAUUGUGAUAGCUCUCAUACACUCGGGGAUGCCUCACUCCGACCCAGUUGUGGGGAAAGCUCUGAAGUGUAUAAGGGAUCUGGUCCAUGCUGAUACUGGCAGUCCCAACCUCUACAGCCUGGCACUGGCUGCAAACGCCUUUGCAGUGGCAGGGGACAAGGCCCUCAGGCAGAAAAUCCUCAAAAGAUUGGAUAAGGCUGCCAUAAUAUCAGGUGACCAAAUAUUCUGGAGUCAACAGUCCAAACAGGAAGAAGAUUCCUUAUCUUGGUAUCGGGCUCCAUCUGUUGAUGUGGAAUUGACAUCUAGUAUCCUCAUGGCUCACCUUACAAAAUCAAGUUUGUCAUCAGAUGAAAUCAAAAAGGCAUCCAAAAUUGUGUCUUGGCUCACCAAGCAGCAAAACCCAUAUGGAGGCUUUGCUUCAACCCAGGACACGGUUGCUGCUCUGGAAGCCCUAGCCCUGUAUGCAACCAACAUCUUCAGCAAGGAUAGCCCUGAUCUUCAGGUUUCUCUCACUUCCAAGGGGUUCAGCCAAAACUUCCGAGUAGACAAAAGCAAUCGCCUCCUGCUGCAGACAGUGGAGUUGCCAGCCAUUCCCCAAGAUUAUACCCUGCGUGUGCAGGGCCAUGGGUGUCUUUUCCUGCAGGCCAUUCUGAGGUACCACAUCCCUCCCCUGAGGAGCGAGGCCACCUUUGCCGUAUCCGUGCAGACAGAGUGCACCGUGCCUGAUGCCACCCGCUUCCCUGUCACCAUUCGUGCCCGCUACACAGGGAACCGUGUGUCCACCAACAUGGUCCUGAUCCAAGUGGAGCUGCUGUCUGGAUACAGCCCCGUGGCAGGUUCACUGGAAGAGCUAAAGAAAAUGCCUUUAGUGAAGAAAGUUGAAAGCAAAGCUGACCAAGUCGUUCUCUACCUGGAGGAACUGACUAGACAGCCUCAAACCUACACUUUCCUGGUGGAGCAGGACAUGCAAGUGAAGGAUCAUAAACCAGCCAAUAUCAAGAUCUAUGAUUACUAUAUGCCAGAAGAAACUGCAGUGAUGAGCUACAGUGUCCCGUGCAAGUGAGGAAUAGGGAUAGAUUCCACCCCUGCAGUCUCUCCCAUCAGUCCUUUGUCACCCCUGCCAACUGUCAGCACAUGGAGAUAUGAAGAAAAGAGAAAAUGCUUGGAAUUUCCUGCUGAGCAGUUAGUUUCUGGAAGGCUCAGACUGCGUGUGGCAUCUUAUUAAAUGUAGAAGACUAGAACUGUCUGAUUGAAUGAUUAUUCAGGUUCACUGUUUUUCUCCCAAAUGAGGAAAAUUGCAUUUAAGAGCAGCUGGGAAAAAUAAACUCUCUACCUUGCUCAUGUACAAAACUCUGCCCCUCCAGGUGCAGUCAUGCACAGGAGGAAAGAGAACAUUA
This is a messenger RNA of Pyrgilauda ruficollis (rufous-necked snowfinch), 4865 nucleotides long. Its product is annotated as alpha-2-macroglobulin-like protein 1. Gene Ontology annotation, cellular component: extracellular region. The record is from RefSeq and is a predicted model, not a curated record. Bases 128 to 4531 code for a protein of 1467 amino acids. Lineage: Eukaryota; Metazoa; Chordata; Aves; Passeriformes; Passeridae. The transcript is spliced from 36 exons. Gene Ontology annotation, molecular function: endopeptidase inhibitor activity.